GGGCCUAUUCCUCAUCCUCACUCCCUGCUUAUUUUGUCUCACCCAAGCACAGAAUCUCCUUUAUGUCCUUUUCCUUCCCAUUAAACAAGCAUUCAAAGAUCCAUCUAAUCAAUAUCUGCAUACCUUGCCAUUGAGCAAAGCUAUUCCGGAAUUCUAAGCGAUGGGUAUUACUCAUGGCCCCUGCCCUCACCUCCGAACCCCAACCCAUGCUCUCAUCUUCUUUCUCUACCGCGGCGGCGAGUGACGGCAUUGGGAGAGGCGAGGUUGAAGAAAAGAGGAAAAGUCUGCGGGAUUGCGGUCGGAGGAAAGCAGAAUGAUGGGCUCUGGGGUGAAUCUUACCACAACGGUGAUAGGGUUAGGGAUGACCGCUACCUUCAUCGUUUUCAUCUGCGCACGCCUUUCCGAUUCACGGUCUGCCAUUUCUGAGAUCCAGCUCCGCUCUGAUCAGGGCCCGCCAGAGCAUGUGAUUCGUGGCCUUGAGCCAGUUGUCGUCGCUGCAAUUCCGGCGAUGAAAUAUUGUCACGAGGCGUCUUGCUCUAAGGAAGAUGCUCAAUGUUCCAUAUGCUUAGGAGAAUACCAAGACAAAGAGAUGCUUCGAGUAAUGCCGAUUUGUCAUCAUAACUUCCAUCUGAUUUGCAUAGAUGUGUGGCUGCAGAUGCAAUCGACUUGUCCUAUUUGUCGUUUGCCUUUAAACACAUUUGAAGAAAAACUCGAAUCUCCCUUCUCAAGUUCGCUUCAAGUUCAGUCAGCGGAGUUUACUGAUGAUAGAACUUGGCUUCUUCCUUUCCAUCAACAUUCACGGAGUGGUAGCAAUAUCCAAGCAAUUCAUGAAACUAUUCCUGCAGUAUUUGGAGAUCCUAAUAUUAGAACAUGAGAGUGGUAUAUGUUGAGGCUCAGUAAGUUCCUUCUUAUUAUAGAGAGGUAAAAGGAUUUCAUAUCUGCAAUUUGAGAAUUUGCAGGAAAGUUGAACAGUACUGCUAGGCAAAGUGAGCUGCUCUAAAGAUUGGUUUUCAGGUCAGGUAAUUAAUGUUGCAUUGUCCAUAGGCUUCUAAAGAGAUGAUAAACUUCCUCAAAACAGAACUUUUGGUUGAACAUCUUUUGUUUUUUAAAUGGAUUGUUUUUGGAAG
This is a messenger RNA of Phalaenopsis equestris, 1127 nucleotides long. Its product is annotated as RING-H2 finger protein ATL39-like. Lineage: Eukaryota; Viridiplantae; Streptophyta; Magnoliopsida; Asparagales; Orchidaceae. The record is from RefSeq and is a predicted model, not a curated record. The transcript has 4 exons. Bases 314 to 874 code for a protein of 186 amino acids.